AUGGCCAAACGUGAAACUAUCGUGCAUUGGUUCCGGAAAGGUUUGCGUAUUCACGAUAAUCCAGCACUUUCGAUUGCUGUGGAUAAAGUGCGAGAACAUCCCACCAAAUAUGCCCUCCGGCCGGUAUUCGUGCUUGAUCCUGGCAUUCGCAAAUGGUUGCGCGUGGGACCAAAUCGGUGGCGGUUUUUGCAACAAACGCUGGUAAAUCUGGAUGAAAAUUUGCGUUCCAUUAACUCGAGGCUGUACGUAGUGCGUGGCAAUCCUGUGGAAAUAUUUCCUAGACUCUUCGCCGAAUGGAACGUGUCGUUGUUAACAUUCGAGCAUGACAUUGAACCGUACGCUGUAAAACGUGAUAAAACCGUCGAGGAUCAGGCAAAGAAGCACAAUGUGAAGAUUCAUGUGGAAAAAUCACACACUAUCUUUGAUCCCGAUACGAUCGUGAAGAAAAAUGCUGGCAAGCCGCCACUGACCUUCCAAAAGUAUGCAACAGUUGCGUCUGCUUGCAAAAUACCGCAAGCUUUGCCAGCACCUAAAAAACUUCCCCCCAAUUAUACUGCCCCUGAGCCGGAUAAGGAGGAGAGAAAAAAUUCCAACUGUUACAUUUCCCCCACUAUGCAAGAACUGGGCGUGAAGGAAAGUACGUUAGACGAAUGCAAGUUUCCGGGCGGAGAAACGGAAGCUUUGCGCAGGAUGGACGAAUCCCUCAGUCGAAAGUCGUGGGUGUGCAACUUCGAGAAGCCAAACACCUCACCAAAUUCUCUCGAACCAUCUACCACGGUUCUGAGUCCGUACCUGAAGUUUGGAUGCCUGAGUGUGCGUUUAUUCUACAGUCGUGUGUCGGAGAUUAUCAAAGGCCAGAAACACUCGCAACCUCCAGUAUCGCUGAUCGGUCAGAUAAUGUGGCGCGAGUUUUAUUACUGCGUGGCAGCUGUAACUCCCAGCUUCGAUAAAAUGGUCGGAAACAGUGUAUGUUUGCAGGUCGAUUGGGACACUAACCAGGACCAUCUGGAAGCGUGGACCCACGGGAGAACGGGUUAUCCGUUCAUCGACGCCAUCAUGCACCAGUUACGCCAGGAAGGUUGGAUACAUCAUCUUGCCCGCCAUGCCGUUGCUUGCUUCCUGACGCGUGGCGAUCUCUGGAUAUCGUGGGAAGAAGGACAGCGAGUUUUCGAAGAAUUGCUGCUGGAUGCCGACUGGGCAUUGAAUGCUGGCAACUGGAUGUGGUUGUCGGCCUCUGCCUUCUUUCAUCAAUUCUUCCGCGUCUACAGCCCGGUGGCAUUUGGCAAAAAGACCGAUCCGGAGGGAAAGUUUAUCCGCAAAUACGUACCGGAGCUGGCACGCUUUCCCGCCGGAAUCAUCUACGAACCGUGGAAAGCGAAUCUCGAAACGCAGAAGAAGCUGGGUUGCAUUAUCGGGAAAGAUUAUCCACGCCGGAUAGUUGUCCAUGAGGAGAUAUCGAAGGUGAAUAUACAACGCAUGUCUGCCGCUUAUAAGCGCAACAAGGCACUAAAAGAACACGAUCUGGACGGUGACAGUGCACCAGGUGCCAGUUCGACAGGAAAAAAGCGUCCAGCGACGACAAAAGCGAGUGCGGCCCCCAAGAAACGAAAGCUUGAGACCACCAUUGAAAAGUUCUUGAAAAAGAAGUAA
This is a messenger RNA of Anopheles marshallii, 1650 nucleotides long. It is a transcript of the gene phr6-4, whose product is annotated as cryptochrome-2. Gene Ontology annotation, biological process: entrainment of circadian clock by photoperiod; circadian regulation of gene expression. The record is from RefSeq and is a predicted model, not a curated record. Gene Ontology annotation, cellular component: cytoplasm; nucleus. The transcript is spliced from 2 exons. Gene Ontology annotation, molecular function: FAD binding; DNA binding. NCBI's taxonomy places the organism in Eukaryota, Metazoa, Arthropoda, Insecta, Diptera, Culicidae. The coding region runs from base 1 to 1650 and encodes 549 amino acids.